UCAGUACGUUUUGAGUUGUGCUUCGCGACGGUUGCUGAUCUUUCAAGUGCUACGACGAAUACGAAAUAUGAAAUACAAGUUUGCCACCAAUUGAGCAUCUAAGCGAACAACAACACUACAAGCAAAAAAAAAAUAAAUCAGAAAAUAAAAAACAAAAACGUCUCUGUAUUUGUCUCUAUCUCUGGCUGUGCCUCUAUCUCUCCGUGCCGUGAAUAAGUGUGUGUGUGUGUGCUAAGCUUUUACGCUCCCGCUCCCACUGCCGCUUCGGUUACCGCUCUACGCUCAAUACGCUCCCGCUCCCGUUCACGAUCAAGUGUGCCGCCGUCUGUCAGUGUGUGCGUGCGACGACAGUGCCACCGUUUGUCAUUUUCAACUUGAACUAUGGUUCGCGCAUACGUAUAACAAAAACACAAAAAUCAAACACACUAUAACAAUAUUUAAAAAUAAGUAUUUCGACAUUCCGACGUGGAAAUUAGGAGACACCACAAAAAAUAAAUACACAUUCAUACACACCUACGUAAUUUAGUCGUUAAACUUAGUGCCAAACCAAGCGAUAAUUGUGAUUAAUAACAACGAAAAUAUAUACAUAGAUACAUAUAUAUAACGAAAGCGAAAUAAACGAAAACGAGUACGAGUAACAAAAGACCAUAACAAAUAUCUAUAAUUUUGUUAAAGUCAUUAUAAUAACAACAAGCACACACAUUUUUCACGACACACAGUCAGCGAUUACCUCAUCUGUGUGAAAAUAUAGCAAGCAAAAUGGUAUCAAAAAGCAAUAAAAAGAAACAAGUGUCGCAGUCGCAGUCGCAGCAGCAGCAGCAGCAGCCGCCGCCAGCAACAUCGAGCACAACAACAUCAACAACGGCCUCGGCGACCAAAUUAACCAAAAAACUGGGGCCAAAUGCGAUGGCCACGCUAACAACGAACAGCAGCUCCACUUCCAUGGAACACGAAUCGGUUUCUUAUGGCAUACCAGAGACUGGUCCAAGCACCAGCACUGGGGGUGGUGGCACUCUAUUGGCUUCGUCCUCCUCGACUGCUGCAGGCGGUAAAAGCUACAGCUCCAGUUCAUACACAUCGAAAUCUCAGUCACAGUCACAGCAAUCGGAGCAGCUAUAUCAUAGUAGCAGCACCAGCAAGAUCUCGAGGGAUUAUUCCAACGAGAAGAUCAUAUCAUCUAUUGAUCUGCUCGAAAGUGAAAAAAAGGAACCGGUCUUCUCUGUCCCCAUUGAGGUGGUCGAGAUCACAACACCUGGUGGCGGUGGCAGCAGCGGUGUCAUAAUGUCGUCUGCCAGUGGCAGCGGCAGCAUUUCCAAAAUGUAUGCCUCCUCGUCAAAAACGUCAAGUCAGCAGCAGGCGAGCUCAAGCUCCAGCUACUUUGAGUCGACAACCAGUUCGAGUCAGCAGCCGCAGCAACAGCAGCAGCAGAUACAGCAACAGCAACAGCGCAGCAGCAGCAGCAACAGCGCAAGCGAAACGCUCAUUGCAAGCGAGAGAGCGGCUACCGGUAUGACAUCAUCGUCGUCGCUGUCGAGCAGCAAAUAUGUAGAUGUUGCCGAACAGGUUGCUAUCGAUAGCAGCAACAGCAACAGCAACAGAAAGAGCACGAAUAUCAACACCAACACCAUCAAGAGCAGCAACAUGAAUACCAGUCAGAGUCACAGUCACAGCACAAACAUCAACAGCAGCAACGUCAGCAAUACUAACAUCAUCAGCAGCAGCAGCGAAUCUCAGAGCGUGGCCAAGUCAGCUGCUGUGGGUGCUUUGGAUACGUCAUCGUCAGCAACGACAACGAUGACGUCGUCGCAGCGCAUGGUCCGCGAACCGGUCGCGACCACAACAAACGCGACCAACGCAGCGACGUCAUCAACGACCGACACACGACGUAACGAUAAAGUGGCCAGCACAGCUGUUAGUGCUAGUGAUGUGAGUGUGGACAGAGUAACGUCCAGCAACAAACAGGUCAGCGAAAGCACCAUCAAUCAGAGCAGCAGCACCAGCAAACUGUCAACAACGUCGUCCAAGAAAGAAGUCUACGAUGUGAAGACAAAAACCUGGAGCGAGUAUAGCGAUGGCACCUCACGGACCACCAACAAAAAGGCGCCUACAUUUGAGCGUUACGUUAGUAAGGAUUCGGAUGGCACUACGAAAGUGACAUAUAAGAAGAAGAUUUACGACAGACGCAACAAUAGGUGGCGCGUGGUCGAUGAGCGCACCGUGGACAGCACUAAUGAUGUGGGCUAUCCCGAAAUAGUCGAUGAUGUCAUAAAUACCACAACCACAACAUAUACGACAAAGGUGUACGAUACGAAGCUCGGCAAGUGGACGGUCGUCGACGAGAAAUCGUACACUGAUACGAAAGCCUUUGUACCGAAUGACAUUGCUCGUGAAAUCGAAAAAGAUAAUACCGAUGUGGCAAACAUAACGACCACCACUGAAGUGACAAAGAUAUUUGAUGCGAGCAUUAACGAUUGGCGCGUUUUGGAUGAAAAGGUGCACACCGAUGUCAUUGAAAAAAUUGUGGAAGCUCCCAAAAAGACUAUAUAUGUUGACGAGUUUGUGGAAAUUGAAAAGAACACAUCCAUUUCGGAAAACAAUGAGAAUAUAACCUUGAAUCUGAACGAAACAUCGAAACACAAAAAUAUUACUGAGAAUAUUUAUGAUGAACUCGAUUAUGUCCGGACUGACAAAAAGCGUUUAGACGAUUCAGUUACCCGUGGAGUCGAAAAAAACAAAUUCACGACACACAGCGAGCGGUGCAUCUGCGAAAUCUGCACUUGCGGACGUCAUCACUGUUCUACUAGCAAAACGAAAUCUACUGAAAACACCAUUGUCGAAGUAGAUGAUAACGUCGACGAAACUUACACAAGGAUACGGACAAACACUUGGUCAAAGAAAGAUGAACACACUUCCAAGAAUAAUGAAGAUAUUCUCGUUGAUUAUAUUGUCAUAAAGAAACCAGAAGAUAAUCUGAAAACUGGAGGUGAAUUCACAGCCCCAGAAAAAGAACCCUAUAGGCCAGGCGAAAAACGUGAGAAAAUCAUACAUACUGAUACUUUACGUUUGGAUGGAGAAAUGACUUUUGUAGAAAAAGAAGAGUAUCAAUUUGUUACCCGUCCUGGAUAUGUCAAGCCGUCAGAUAAUCUCAAACAAGAGGGAGAAUUCUAUAGCCCGGAGAAACCAAAGUACCAGCCUGGAGAACGUCCUUCUCAAGUUAGGCCAGAGGAUAACUUGAAAAACGAAGGAGAAUUUUAUGUACCAGAAAAACCUGGGUAUAGACCUGCAGAACGUCCCGUUCAGAAAAAGCCGGAAGAUAACUUGAAAAACGAGGGCGAAUUUUAUACUCCAGAAAAACCAGGAUAUAGACCUGCAGAGCGGCCUGUGCAAAAGAAGCCAGAAGAUAACUUAAGGAACGAAGGAGAAUUCUAUGUUCCAGAAAAACCGGGCUUUAAACCUGCGGAGAGGACUGAGAGAAUUAUAAGAAAAGAUAACCUGCGAAACGAAGGUGAAAUGACUUUCAUUGAGAGGGAAGAGUAUCAAUAUGUAGUUCGCCCAGAGCAGGUGAAGCCAACUGAUAACUUGAAGAACGAGGGUGAAUUUUACGCUCCAGAGAAACCUCAGUAUAGGCCAGGAGAGCGUCCGUCUCAAGUUAGACCCGAAGACAACCUUAAGAAUGAAGGCGAAUUCUAUACACCUGAGAAACCCAAAUUCAGACCUGCAGAACGUCCAUCUCAAGUCAGACCAGAAGAUAAUUUGAAAAACGAAGGUGAAUUCUAUGUUCCCGAGAAGCCUGGAUAUAAGCCAGCAGAACGCCCUGUCCAAAAGAAGCCUGAAGAUAAUCUAAAGAAUGAAGGCGAAUUUUACGCUCCAGAGAAACCACAGUAUAGGCCAGGAGAGCGGCCCUCCCAAGUUAGACCUGAAGACAACCUUAAGAAUGAAGGCGAAUUCUAUACACCUGAGAAACCCAAAUUCAGACCUGCAGAACGUCCAUCUCAAGUAAGACCAGAAGAUAAUUUGAAAAACGAAGGUGAAUUCUAUGUUCCUGAGAAGCCUGGAUAUAAGCCAGCAGAACGCCCUGUCCAAAAGAAGCCUGAAGAUAAUCUAAAGAAUGAAGGCGAAUUCUACGCUCCAGAGAAACCACAGUAUAGGCCAGGAGAGCGGCCCUCCCAAGUUAGACCUGAAGACAACCUUAAGAAUGAAGGCGAAUUCUAUACACCUGAGAAACCCAAAUUCAGACCUGCAGAACGUCCAUCUCAAGUAAGACCAGAAGAUAAUUUGAAAAACGAAGGUGAAUUCUACGUACCCGAGAAGCCUGGAUAUAAGCCAGCAGAACGCCCUGUCCAAAAGAAGCCUGAAGAUAAUCUAAAAAAUGAAGGCGAAUUCUACGCUCCAGAGAAACCACAGUAUAGGCCAGGAGAGCGUCCCUCCCAAGUUAGACCUGAAGACAACCUGAAGAAUGAAGGCGAAUUCUAUACACCUGAGAAACCCAAAUUUAGACCUGCAGAACGUCCAGUUCAAAAGAAACCCGAGGACAAUUUAAAGAAUGAGGGAGAGUUCUACGCUCCAGAAAAGCCAAAGUAUGUGCCUGGAGAACGUCCGUCUCAAGUAAGACCAGAAGAUAACUUGAAAAAUGAAGGCGAUUUCUACACCCCGGAGAAACCUCAAUUCAGGCCAGCAGAACGUCCAGUUCAGAAAAAACCUGAAGACAAUUUGAAGAAUGAAGGUGAAUUUUAUGUCCCAGAAAAACCAGGAUUUAGGCCUGCAGAAAGAAUUGAAAAAAUCAUCAGAAAGGAUAAUCUGCGCAACGAGGGAGAAAUGACGUUUGUAGAGAGGGAAGAGUAUCAAUAUGUUGUUCGACCAGAUCAAGUAAGACCCACAGAUAACUUAAAGAAUGAAGGGGAAUUUUUCGCACCAGAGAAGCCGAAGUACACGCCAGCGGAGCGACCAGCCCAAGUCAGGCCAGAAGAUAAUUUGAAAAACGAAGGAGAAUUUUAUGUUCCUGAAAAACCAGGAUAUCAACCAGCCGAGAGAAUUGAAAGAAUUAUCAGAAAGGAUAACUUACGUAAUGAAGGUGAAAUGACGUUCGUGGAAAGGGAAGAAUAUCAGUAUGUUGUUCGUCCAGAGCAAGUCAGACCAAUCGACAAUUUGAAAAAUGAAGGAGAAUUCUACACACCCGAGAAACCGAAGUUCAAACCUGCAGAGCGUCCAGUUCAGAAGAAACCGGAGGAUAACUUGAAGAAUGAGGGAGAAUUCUACGCACCUGAGAAACCGAAAUACACACCGGGAGAAAGACCUAGUCAAGUUAGACCAGAGGAUAACUUGAAGAAUGAAGGCGAGUUUUACACUCCAGAGAAACCUCAAUUUAGGCCAGCAGAACGUCCAGUCCAAAAGAAACCGGAGGAUAACUUGAAGAAUGAGGGAGAAUUUUACGCUCCGGAGAAACCGAAAUACACACCGGGAGAAAGACCGAGUCAAGUUAGACCAGAAGAUAACUUGAAAAAUGAGGGCGAAUUCUAUGCACCAGAGAAACCUCAAUUUAGGCCAGCGGAACGCCCAGUUCAGAAGAAACCCGAGGAUAACUUAAAGAAUGAAGGAGAAUUCUAUGCUCCAGAGAAACCUAAAUACACACCCGGAGAGAGACCAAGUCAAGUUAGGCCAGAAGAUAACUUAAAGAAUGAAGGCGAAUUCUACACUCCCGAGAAACCUCAAUUUAGGCCAGCAGAACGCCCAGUUCAGAAGAAACCCGAGGACAACUUGAAAAAUGAAGGAGAAUUUUAUGUGCCAGAGAAACCAGGAUUUAGACCAGCGGAGAGAAUUGAAAGAAUUAUCAGAAAGGAUAACUUGCGUAAUGAAGGAGAAAUGACGUUUGUGGAGAGAGAAGAAUAUCAAUAUGUUGUUCGCCCAGAACAAGUGAGACCAACUGAUAACUUGAAGAAUGAAGGCGAAUUUUACACUCCGGAGAAACCGAAAUUCAGGCCAGCAGAGCGUCCAGUUCAGAAGAAGCCUGAGGAUAAUCUAAAGAAUGAAGGAGAGUUUUACGCACCGGAGAAGCCUAAAUACAUGCCAGGAGAACGACCAAGUCAAGUUAGACCAGAAGAUAACUUAAAGAAUGAAGGUGAAUUCUACACUCCAGAGAAACCUCAAUUUAGGCCAGCAGAACGUCCAAUCCAAAAGAAACCGGAGGAUAACUUGAAGAAUGAGGGAGAAUUCUACGCUCCGGAGAAACCGAAAUACACACCGGGAGAGAGACCGAGUCAAGUUAGACCAGAAGACAAUUUGAAAAAUGAAGGCGAAUUUUAUGCUCCAGAAAAACCACAGUUCCGGCCUGCAGAACGUCCAGUUCAGAAGAAACCGGAGGAUAAUUUGAAGAAUGAGGGAGAAUUCUACGCUCCUGAAAAACCGAAAUACACACCAGGAGAGCGACCGAGUCAAGUUAGACCAGAAGAUAAUUUGAAAAACGAGGGUGAAUUCUAUACUCCAGAGAAACCCAAGUACAAGCCAGCAGAAAGACCAACUCAAGUUAGGCCGGAAGAUAAUUUGAAAAACGAAGGAGAAUUCUAUGUUCCAGAGAAACCAGGAUAUCGACCAGCAGAGAAAAUUGAAAGAAUUAUCAGAAAGGAUAACUUGCGCAAUGAAGGAGAAAUGACGUUUGUGGAGAGAGAAGAAUAUCAAUAUGUUGUUCGCCCAGAGCAAGUGAGACCAACUGAUAACUUGAAGAAUGAAGGCGAAUUUUACACUCCGGAGAAACCGAAAUUCAGGCCAGCAGAGCGUCCAGUUCAGAAGAAGCCUGAGGAUAAUCUAAAGAAUGAAGGAGAGUUUUACGCACCGGAGAAGCCUAAAUACAUGCCAGGAGAACGACCAAGUCAAGUUAGACCAGAAGAUAACUUAAAGAAUGAAGGCGAAUUCUACACUCCAGAGAAACCUCAAUUUAGGCCAGCGGAACGCCCAGUUCAGAAGAAACCCGAGGAUAACUUAAAGAAUGAGGGAGAAUUCUAUGCUCCAGAGAAACCUAAAUACACACCCGGAGAGAGACCAAGUCAAGUUAGACCAGAGGAUAACUUGAAGAAUGAAGGCGAAUUUUACACACCAGAGAAGCCUCAAUUUAGGCCAGCAGAACGUCCAGUUCAGAAGAAACCAGAAGACAAUUUAAGGAACGAAGGUGAAUUCUACGCCCCGGAGAAGCCUAAAUACAUGCCAGGAGAACGACCAAGUCAAGUUAGACCAGAAGAUAACUUAAAGAAUGAAGGCGAAUUCUACACUCCAGAGAAACCUCAAUUUAGGCCAGCGGAACGCCCAGUUCAGAAGAAACCCGAGGAUAACUUAAAGAAUGAAGGAGAAUUCUAUGCUCCAGAGAAACCUAAAUACACACCCGGAGAGAGACCAAGUCAAGUUAGGCCAGAAGAUAACUUAAAGAAUGAAGGCGAAUUCUACACUCCCGAGAAACCUCAAUUUAGGCCAGCAGAACGCCCAGUUCAGAAGAAACCCGAGGACAACUUGAAAAAUGAAGGAGAAUUUUAUGUGCCAGAGAAACCAGGAUUUAGACCAGCGGAGAGGACUGAAAAAAUCAUUCGUCAGGAUAACUUGCGUAACGAAGGGGAAAUGACGUUUGUGGAGAAAGUAGAGUAUCAAUAUGUUGUUCGACCUGAACAAGUUAAGCCAACCGAUAACUUGAAGAAUGAAGGAGAAUUCUAUGCACCAGAAAAGCCCAAGUACUUGCCUGGAGAACGACCAAGCCAAGUCAGACCAGAAGAUAAUUUGAAGAACGAGGGCGAAUUCUACACGCCCGAGAAGCCAAAAUUCCGACCUGCUGAGCGUCCAGUUCAGAAGAAACCGGAAGACAACUUGAAGAAUGAAGGCGAUUUCUACGCUCCGGAGAAGCCCAAAUAUAUACCAGGAGAACGGCCAAGUCAAGUUAGACCCGAAGAUAACUUGAAGAAUGAAGGCGAAUUCUACACACCCGAGAAACCCAAGUUUAAACCGGCCGAACGUCCAGUUCAGAAGAAGCCCGAGGACAAUUUGAAAAAUGAAGGAGAAUUUUAUGUACCAGAGAAACCAGGAUUUAGACCAGCGGAGAAAACUGAAAGAAUUAUUCGAAAGGAUAACUUGCGUAACGAAGGGGAAAUGACGUUUGUGGAGAAAGUAGAGUAUCAAUAUGUUGUUCGACCUGAACAAGUUAAGCCAACCGAUAACUUGAAGAAUGAAGGAGAAUUCUAUGCACCGGAAAAGCCCAAGUACUUGCCUGGAGAACGACCAAGUCAAGUCAGACCAGAAGAUAAUUUGAAGAACGAGGGCGAAUUCUACACGCCCGAGAAACCAAAAUUCCGACCUGCAGAGCGUCCAGUUCAGAAAAAACCGGAGGACAACUUGAAGAAUGAAGGCGAUUUCUACGCUCCAGAGAAGCCCAAAUAUAUACCAGGAGAACGGCCAAGUCAAGUUAGACCCGAAGAUAACUUGAAGAAUGAAGGCGAAUUCUACACACCCGAGAAACCCAAGUUUAAACCGGCUGAACGUCCAGUUCAGAAGAAACCAGAAGACAAUUUGAAGAAUGAAGGCGAAUUUUAUGCUCCGGAAAAGCCAAAAUACAUGCCAGGUGAACGACCAUCUCAAGUUAGACCAGAAGAUAACUUGAAGAAUGAAGGCGAUUUCUACACUCCAGAGAAACCUAAAUUCCGGCCUGCAGAACGUCCAGUUCAAAAAAAACCUGAAGACAAUUUGAGGAAUGAAGGCGAAUUCUAUGUUCCAGAAAAACCAGGAUUUAGGCCUGCGGAGAAAAAUGAAAGAAUCAUUCGGAAAGACAACUUGCGUAACGAAGGGGAAAUGACGUUUGUGGAGAAAGAAGAAUAUCAAUAUGUUGUUCGACCGGAACAGGUUAGGCCAACAGACAAUUUGAAAAAUGAAGGCAAAUUUUACGCUCCUGAGAAACCUAAGUAUUUGCCCGGUGAACGCCCAUCUCAAGUUAAGCCUGAAGAUAACUUAAAGAAUGAAGGCGAAUUCUAUACACCAGAAAAGCCCAAGUUCAAGCCUGCCGAACGACCAGUUCAGAAGAAGCCGGAAGAUAAUUUAAAGAAUGAAGGGGAAUUCUAUGCGCCAGAAAAACCUAAGUAUAGGCCAGGAGAUCGUCCAUCCCAAGUCAGACCAGAAGAUAACUUGAAAAAUGAAGGCAAGUUCUACGUUCCUGAAAAACCUGGCUUCAAACCUGCUGAGCGACCUGUUCAAAAGAAACCAGAGGAUAACUUGAAAAAUGAAGGAGAAUUCUUUACUCCAGAGAAACCAAAGUAUAGGCCAGCAGAAAAAACGGAAAGAAUCAUCAGAAAAGACAACCUACGUAAUGAGGGGGAAAUGACCUUUACUGAAAAGAAGGAGUACCAGUAUGUUGUUCGUCCGGAACAGGUUAGACCAACGGAUAACUUGAAGAACGAAGGAGAAUUCUACGCUCCAGAAAAACCUGGCUUUAAGCCUGCAGAAAGACCUAAACAAAAGAAACCGCAAGAUAAUUUGAAAACUCCUGAGGGCAAAAUGUAUAUUCCUGAAAAGGAAGAAUUUAAACCUGCAGACAAGGUCAAGACUAUUAUCAGGAAAGACAACUUAAAGAAUGAGGGCACAAUGACAUUUACAAAGAAAGAAGAAUACCAUUACACAACUAGACCCGAUCAGGUAAAGCCAAGUGAUAACUUAAAGAUGGAUGGACCAUUUUAUGCGCCUGAGAAACCUACAUUCAAACCUGCAGAGCGACCGACUCAGAAAAAACCCAAGGAUAAUUUGAAACAAGAAGGUGAAUUUUAUAAAAGAACUGAUAGAACUGAAACCGAUAGCACUACACUGGAGACCGUUAGAAGGGAGACACCAAAGCGACCGGUGGAUAAUUUGAAGUUAGAAGGCCCUAUGUCAGUGACAAGAAAAGAUGAUUACAAAACGACUUCUAAUAAGACUACAGUGGAUAGGGUUCAGCGAACACAGAAAUACAAACAUAAUAGCUCAUCGAUUAGUUUGGGAACGGAUACAACCAUUCUAAAGACAACCAACCAGAUGAACUUUGUGUCUGGCAAGGAUGCAGUUAAACAAACGGAUGCCAACAGCCAGAAUCCAGUCGAUGGCCUUAUUAUUGUAUCUACAAAGAAGGUCACCACUGUAGUUGGUGGUCGAGCUAAAAAGGAACCGGAAACCGAGUAUGUGAAGAGACCAGCAAAAAUAAAUGUCAUCGAGAAUGUGUCAAAGAAAUCGACUACAACCAACAUUGAGAAUACUCAGAACAUACAUAAAGAGACAACAUCGAUGCAAAGAAAUCUCAAUAUUGUUGAUAAAUCAACAGUAAAUUCUGAAAGGAUUCGCGGAUCGACAAUUGACAGAAACGCCCUUGAGUCCUCCACAUCGACAACAAAUCAAGGCAGUUCAGUAAUCAACAAUGUAACUGGAACUGGAGGCUCAACGACUCACUUAGUUUCUAGUAAGAAUGUUAAUGGAGGAACUACGUCUCAUGUGGUCGGUGGAAGUUCGAUAGUUAAGAAUGUGACAGAUAGCUCAAGUUCUAGAGUGAUUGAAAACAGUUCCGUAACGAAGAACGUCACAUCACGUAACCAACAUUCAGUUACAAAUAAUAUUACUGGUAGCACCACCCAUCAUGUAACUGGCAACAAUAUUACUGGUGGCUCUACAACCCAUGUAUCUGGUAAUAAUAUUACUGGUAGCACCACCCAUCAUGUAACUGGCAACAAUAUUACUGGUGGCUCUACAACCCAUGUAUCUGGUAAUAAUAUUACUGGUAGCUCAACCCAACAUGUAACAGGCAAUAAUAUUACUGGUGGCUCUACAACCCAUGUGUCUGGUAAUAACAUCACAGGCAGCACCACACAUCACGUGACUGGCAGCAAUAGCACGACCAACAAUAUUACCAACAGCUCAACGUCCCAUGUGUCUUCAUCCAAGCACUUCCAUCACAGGAAGAGCGAAUUCUCUUCCGAAGCCGAUGUCUCCAAUUCCAUAUUCCAUCGCAAGAACGUGACAAACGAUUCAAAUGCAGUCAACAGCAGCCUGACCUCGACUGGCAAGAUGCAGCGCAAGAGUAUACUAAAUCUACACGAGCAACCCUCGAGCCAAUCUAAUGAUCGCCAGAGCUACAGCAGCAUCCAUCGCCAGAAUAGGGAGACAGACUUGAAUACUAGCUAUUCUACUGAUCGUCGCAGCUGCAGCGUACACAAGGAGAACAAGGAGCAUCAGACAAAGAGUUCCUCUUCGACCAACAUGUCUCGCAUCAUAUCGGGAGGCGUUGACAACGGCAAUGCUAACAGAUCAAACCUCGAAAGGACGACGGUCACCCGCUCUUACGUCUCGGGUGGCAUUGACUUCCCCUCCCAAUCGCAUACUGAAAGACAUGUAACACGUCAUCGUGGAAGCGGUAGCCAGCAUGUGUCCAGUGGUAUCGAUUUUCCCUCCUCCUCCUAUAAUGCCCAUAGUCAUACGGAACGUGUCAUGACCUCACGUCGUGGCAAUCAAUCCUCUAUUAGUUUGGGCAACGACAAGUUCACUGGUUCCAGUCUCUACAAGAGCGAAUAUAUAACUGCCCCAACAACGACAACCUGUGCUGUGCAUAAGAUUAAACAAGGUGCAUUCCAACAUACCAGAAGUACUCACGAUCAUAAGUUCUAUAAGACCUCCAAUUAGGGGAUCUGCGCAUAUCGUUUGUACGUCUUGUCUUGUCUUCUUUACACAUAUCAUAAUCGUAUCUUAGUGCCUAAGAUUCCAUGACAAUAUUUUUUUAUACAAUAACUAAUACUUACCUAAUAAAUACAAAUAAAGCAAAAACAAAACAACAAUUGAAAUAUUACAACAUUAACAAAUAAAGCAAAAAUUGAAAAAUCA
This is a messenger RNA of Drosophila sulfurigaster albostrigata, 11856 nucleotides long. It is a transcript of the gene Sdb, whose product is annotated as titin. The coding region runs from base 760 to 11658 and encodes 3632 amino acids. Gene Ontology annotation, molecular function: microtubule binding. NCBI's taxonomy places the organism in Eukaryota, Metazoa, Arthropoda, Insecta, Diptera, Drosophilidae. Gene Ontology annotation, cellular component: sperm flagellum; centriole; axonemal microtubule. The record is from RefSeq and is a predicted model, not a curated record. Gene Ontology annotation, biological process: microtubule anchoring. The transcript has 5 exons.